UCUUACUACAGAAAACAGCUGACGUACAAGUAUAGUUCAGUAAAUAAAUGAUAAGCCUGUGAGUUUGGGUCAGUCGAAUGUGCAAUUUGCGUGACGACAGGCGGACACUGUUAACUGUAGUAUUAAGUUAUUUCUUGCAACCACGUAUAAUUUAUCCCUAAAUGGCCACACAUUUUAUUAGAAACAGCGCCAUAAGCUGGCUGCUUAGGACCUAUCGGUCGCGUCAACUAGUAAUGGCACAAAAACUUCGUGGUUUGCAUGUUACUGCCUCCCUGCAAAAAAUAGUAUCCUUCAAUCUCAGCGACAUUGGUGAAGGUAUACGCGAGGUAACCGUCAAAGAAUGGUUCGUUAAAGUUGGAGACACGGUUGAGCAAUUCGAUAAUCUUUGCGAGGUACAGUCGGACAAGGCAUCGGUGACGAUCACCAGUCGCUAUGAUGGAAAAAUAACAAAAAUCUAUCAUAGCAUUGAUGAUAUAGCACUCGUUGGCAAACCGUUGCUUGAUUUUGAUGUGCCGAAUGAAGAGAGCGACAGCUCCGAUUCCUCCGAUUCGGAGCAGCCGCAAAUACAUUCGACAGAAAGCCAGCCGGUUUUAUUGGCAAAUGCUUCACGAAGUCGCCUUAUUGUACCAGCAACGCCUGCGGUCCGCCGUAUAGCCAUGGAAAACAAGGUGGACUUGUCGCAGGUUCCGCCAACGGGUCGUAAUGGCCGCGUUCUUAAAGGCGACGUACUGGAGUAUCUUGGACAUGUGCCAUCUGGCACAAACAUUCCACAUCCCACAAUUGCAAAAAAAAGUGCGCUUCCCAAGCCAGCUGUCAACAAUAAUGCAGCGGAUCGUGUUGAAAUUCUAAAGGGCGUACGCAAGGCCAUGCUAAAAACCAUGUCAGAAUCAUUGAAUAUUCCGCACUUUGCCUACAGCGAUGAGGUCGACAUGACCAACUUGGUCAUGUUCCGUGAACAAUUGCAAUCUUUUGCUCAUCAGAGUGAUGUGCCUAAGCUGACCUUCAUGCCCUUCUGCAUCAAGGCAGCCUCGAUUGCACUGACCAAGUAUCCGAUUAUUAACAGCUCACUGGAUCUGGUUAACGAGUCUGUUGUGUACAAGAAUGCGCACAACAUUAGUGUAGCCAUUGAUACACCGCAGGGUCUUGUAGUGCCUAACAUUAAGAAUUGUCAGUUAAAGAAUAUUGUCGAAAUCGCUAUUGACUUAAACGAGUUGGUGGCACGUGGACGCUCAGGAACUCUUACGCCAACAGACUUUGCGGACGGAACCUUUUCGCUAUCCAAUAUUGGCAUUGUGGGCGGCACCUAUACGCAUCCCUGUAUUAUGCCACCACAAGUGGCAAUUGGCGCCAUGGGACGCACCAAAGUUGUACCACGUUUUAAUGCAAAGAAUGAAAUUGUCAAAGCUCAGGUUAUGAGUAUAAGCUGGUCGGCAGAUCAUCGUAUUAUCGAUGGCGUCACUAUGGCAAGGUUCUCUAACGUGUGGAAGCAGUAUUUAGAGAAUCCCGCACUCUUUUUACUGCACUAGAUGCCUCAAUUUUGAGAUCCCAUUUACGGAGAAGGCUGUUAUGUUGCAUUUAUUUACAAUUUAUUUAAUAAUAACAACUUCUAUAGUUGUGCUACUUUAUUUUAAUGCUAACGCUAGCGUGACCAUGUGCCGGUACGAAUGUGCAUUUAUCAACGCGGUUUGCAGCUUUGGCUGUAAUUUGUGUCCUCCCUAAUUCUAAGCUUGGCACAUAGCACAUAAUGUGUAGUUUUUAAUAUUGCAUACCCUGGGAAGUAUGGUAAUUAUUUUUUAGAGUGGACUUGCUUGGGUAUGCAAAUUUAUGGUUUUUCCUUGUUUACCGUUUAUAUGUUGCAUACAUUUUUGUAACAUUUUAUCAAAUACAAAGUUUUUUUUACAGUUUACUGUAGGUUGUUAACUUUCAAAAAUAUG
This is a messenger RNA of Scaptodrosophila lebanonensis, 1934 nucleotides long. RefSeq names its product lipoamide acyltransferase component of branched-chain alpha-keto acid dehydrogenase complex, mitochondrial (gene Dbct). The coding region runs from base 162 to 1526 and encodes 454 amino acids. Gene Ontology annotation, cellular component: mitochondrion; cytoplasm. The transcript is spliced from 6 exons. Gene Ontology annotation, molecular function: acetyltransferase activity; lipoic acid binding. NCBI's taxonomy places the organism in Eukaryota, Metazoa, Arthropoda, Insecta, Diptera, Drosophilidae. The record is from RefSeq and is a predicted model, not a curated record.